AUGCCACAUUUUGAAGAAACAAACACCGACAAAGAACCACCGAAACUCGAGACCCAGCUAGGCACGGAUACGACGCUCAUAACGACCAAAGCUGCUCCGACUCUGGAUGUCGCUCGUGUCGAUACCUUGCUCGUCUUUUGGCCUGACAAGCUUGUCCACUUGUCCCACUUCGCCUCCGCUCGAGGCAAACAUCUUGCGACUGGACGCGAGACUUGCCCAACCCUGCUUGUAGGCAGAGUGGUACGUGGCCAUGCCCGGGAAGCUGCCGUAGUUGUUGUCGGCGCUCUGCCAGCCUCCAACGUCGAUACCGAUGUUGUCGCGAACGCGAUCGCAUCGAAACAUCUUUUGAUCGUUGGAUCUCUCUUGACCAGGAACGAUGCAGACAUCAAGAUCGACAUUGGUCCUUUCGCUAGCCAUACGAGCACUUCAAUUUGGCUGUCCAUCUCGGAAUCUCCUACACAUGCCGAGCUGCCCAUAGUUACUUCCGUCCGCUUCGAGACAUCGGAGAUCACCAACGGACAUGCCGGCGUCGAUGGCGGACAUUCGCCUAAUGCUUCGUGUGCAGUCAGCCUGGUGGGCUACGGCGUUCCCAACUCGCGAAUGCUGCAGUAUUUUGCGCUCGAAUCGCUCCGUCUUGCACCCGUUUCUGGCAUGAAGCUCGUCUCUACAGCGACUGCGCUGCUUGUGCCCGAUGCACAGUUGUCCGCUGGUACGUCUCCGACCGCCGCUUCUGCGCCGUCGACGCUAGAAACCAAGUUUUUGCAGCUUCUCCAUUUGGAUCCGGUUCAUUGGCGGUCCUUUCGCAGCGUGCGACCAAACGCAGGUCAAUUGCCUCGAGGCACUGCUUUGCGCAAAGCUAUCGAUGUGAUCAACCAGCUCCAGGCACUGCACGAGCAUCUCGCCACAUACCCCACAUCAUCGAGCGGUCAAAGCACUGAAAACGGGAGGACUGGCAUCGCAGUAUGUGACGCUGAGGCUCACGAGCGUUCGUCGUUCCUCUCGCGCAUUGGCAAUGUGGCGACUAAGAUCGCUCUCGCUAUACAGGGCGCACUUCGACAUCCGUUAUUCACUGCCAAAGAGCACGCCGUUGCGGUCGAUGGAGUCGCCAGACGACCGAUCGGCCAAAAUGACAUGUCCUUGCGAUUGACAAGCAUGUCGACGAGCGCUCGACAACUCGAUGUGCGCGUCUCGCAGCUCCUGGUCGCUCCUCGGCUGGCGUCGCGAUUGCGAUACUUGCGCAAGCAACAGAAGCUGCCCAUCGACUCGAUCGCUGCGCCUUACAUUGGACUGUGGAAUGCGAUCUGGCUGAUUGCCAACGACAUCAUCUUGGGCCACGCAGCCAGUGUGCUGCUGCUUCAAAACAAGACUUUGCUUGCUGAACUGGCGCGCACCCUGUCGGAGCGCUAUCUGCUCGAGUCGGUGUUGUGGCUGCUGUCGUGGCUCGGGAACUGGCCUGCGGGUCUCAAGCUCAAUACGGAGCUCUCGCUGUUUUUCAGCGAUGCCUACUCUUCGCUCACGGUGGCUUGGCAUGCACAAGGUCUGGCUCACAUCCUUCCUCGACUGGAAAGCGUCAUCGUCGUCGUAGCGUUUGCAGGUCGAUUGAUGGGGGUGACCAUGAUGCUUUGCAUGGUGCAAGACUUGAUAUCGAUAUGCACGCUGCAUAUCACUGUGUUUUACUCUCUGUCUUUCCGGACGCUGCGUGCGUUCGUGUACGUGCUAUCGUCGUUGUUCGAUGUGUUUCGAGGCAAGAAGCGCAAUGCACUGCGAGGUGGGCGGUUGGACGAUGCGAGCUACGAGCUAGACCAGCUGCUGCUGGGGACGCUACUGUUCACGCUGGUUGCAUUCCUAUUUCCUACAGUCUAUGUCUACUACCUGGCAUUUGGGCUGGCGCGAUUCGGACUUGUGGCGUUUGAAGCAGGCGUGGUGGAGACCUGCUUAGGACUGCUCAACCACUUGCCACUGUUUGCGCUCCUUCUGCGCGUCAAGGAUGCCCAUCGAUUGCCCGCAGGCGUGUAUCUCCAGGGCACGCGCGGUUCAUCAGACGUUGGUGCGCCUGCACUACGAGUGGGCAGCUUCCGAUUGCGCUCUCGACCUCUGGCAGUUGGUGACAUCUUUGAGGGGUAUGGCCGGCACGUCGGUGGUCUCGUUGAAGUUCCCAAUAUGCUGCUGCGAUGUAUUCUUGGUCGUUCGCUGCGGCCCCCACCGUCUUCCCGAUAG
Messenger RNA from Sporisorium graminicola, 2217 nucleotides. RefSeq lists its product as uncharacterized. The transcript has a single exon. Gene Ontology annotation, cellular component: membrane; endoplasmic reticulum. Lineage: Eukaryota; Fungi; Basidiomycota; Ustilaginomycetes; Ustilaginales; Ustilaginaceae. Gene Ontology annotation, biological process: GPI anchor biosynthetic process. Bases 1 to 2217 code for a protein of 738 amino acids. The record is from RefSeq and is a predicted model, not a curated record.